Messenger RNA from Stegastes partitus (bicolor damselfish), 1530 nucleotides. It is a transcript of the gene uck1, whose product is annotated as uridine-cytidine kinase 1. The record is from RefSeq and is a predicted model, not a curated record. Gene Ontology annotation, molecular function: kinase activity; ATP binding. Lineage: Eukaryota; Metazoa; Chordata; Actinopteri; Pomacentridae. Bases 99 to 926 code for a protein of 275 amino acids. The transcript is spliced from 7 exons.
AUCUCGCGAGAACCACACACUUGCUGUUAUAGAUAGCACAGCUAGCAUUCCGCCAAGCUACCUUUACUUCUGCGGUAUUUCUUGUUCCACUGGCUGCGAUGGAGGCUCUCGGAGCUCUAGACGAGGGGGAGAGGCCACGACAUCGUCCUUUCUUGAUUGGAGUCAGUGGAGGCACGGCCAGCGGCAAGUCAACAGUUUGCGCCAAGAUCAUGGAGCUGCUGGGCCAGAACAAGGUGGACCACCGCCAGAGGAAGGUGGCUAUUAUAAGCCAGGACAGCUUCUACAGAGUCCUGACUCCAGAUCAAAAGGCCAAAGCACUGAAAGGCCAGUACAACUUUGAUCAUCCAGAGGCAUUCGACAACGAGUUAAUGUACAAAACCUUGAAGGACAUUGUGGAGGGCAGGGUGGUUGAGGUGCCAACGUACGACUUUGUCACCCAUUCCAGGUUGGAAGACAGGAUCACCUUUUACCCAGCAGAUGUGGUCCUCUUUGAGGGGAUCCUCGUUUUCUACCCUCAGAAAGUGCGCGACAUGUUUCACAUGAAGCUGUUUGUGGACACAGAUUCAGAUGUCAGACUGUCUCGCAGAGUUCUGCGAGACAUGACCAGAGGGAGAGACCUGGAGCAGAUCCUCAGUCAGUAUACAACGUUUGUAAAGCCUGCUUUUGAGGAGUUUUGUUUGCCUACUAAGAAGUAUGCUGAUGUCAUCAUUCCAAGAGGAGUUGACAACAUGGUGGCCAUCAACCUCAUUGUUCAGCACAUCCAAGAUAUUCUCAACGGUGACAUCUGCAAAUGGCAGCGUGGAUCCGUUAACGGUCACGGACGCGGUUUCAAACGGGCCAUUUCUGAGCAGAGCGACCUGCAGAACGGCGCCGCUAACCCUCCAGGAAAGAGGGUCCUUCUGGAGCCCAGUAGUCGGCCUCACUGAGGCCACGCGGAUGCAUGAAGACGGGUUAUUCAGACUGUGAAUAUGAGCUUUGAAUUGGAUUUGCUGCUACUGAUUUGUGCAGAGUGGGUCAGAAAGCAUCUCACCCUCUGCAGCCUUUUUAAAUGUUGUCCACGAUCUCAAGCACUCUACGGUUGCAACCUUUUCAUCGUUUUUACUGUAAAUAUUGGUGCAUAACCAAUAUGUUAAGUUUCUAUUUCACAACUAACAGUCUUCCAUGAUACCUUUUGGUUUUUUAAUGUUAACUGUGGUCACACGACCCGUUACUGAAAUUAUCUCGUUGAUGGCAGGAAAUGUUAUUUAAAUGCUUCAUUUCAGUCAUGCUUUUGCACCUUACUUAAACCGACUCAUGCUUUGUUGCUUUGAGAUUAAUAUAUUUAAAUUAUAUUAAUAUAAAACUAUGUAGUUGUUUUGCUUUCCCUGUUGCUGUUUAAAAUAAGUCACGGCCAGAUGUAUUUCAGUGGUAUGUGAUACCAAGUGCUUCAUUUUCAUUAUUUAAUGCUGAAUCUUUGCCUUAUUGUAUUUUUUUUUAUGUUCACUUUCCACUCUGUUUCUGUACAACAAUAAAUGGAAAUUCUUUUCUGAA